Moneuplotes crassus is the source of this 1715-nucleotide messenger RNA. Lineage: Eukaryota; Ciliophora; Spirotrichea; Euplotida; Euplotidae. The record is from the annotation of a GenBank genome assembly.
ACAAUUAGAUAUGAAUUUCCCUCAGUGAUCUGCCAUUUCGUGUGAUAGGGCCUCUGAAUUCUACUUAAACAGAAGACGGAUAUAUUGUUGCUCAAAUCACAGAGACACCCAGUAUUCAGGAGACGAAGGGCGUCGCCUCGUUGAUCCUGAGUCAAUUAAGACCAUUGUAUGUGCUGUGUCUCAAUGCAUGAAAGAGUUUUUAAUAUCUGAUGGUGGUCAAGAAGACCUUGAUCAAGAAGAAGGUUAUGCGGAAUUUAAUGAUCUCAUUAAAGAGAUGUCUGACAAGAUCCUCUUCGAGCUUGAGACUGCCAUUGAACAAAACGAAUACUAUGAGUUUAUAAGAUUGUAUGAUAAGGCAAUGGAGCUCAAAUAGUUUCAUCAUGGGAAAUGAGUUAUUCUUAAAAUACUCCACUAAUUUAUUAUGGGAAAAAGCUCUUUCAGUCAUUAGGUAUGAAUCUGAAAAAUAGCCCUGAUCUUUCAAACAAAGAGCUGACGGAGAAGUAUGAAAAAUACUUGACUCUGGUAACCAAACAGUUUAAACAGAGAAGAUGUGAAAUAGAAAGAGCAAAGAACGAAGAGAUCUCCCGGCUGAACAACAUAAUCACAGAAUUGAGAAGAAAACUUGAUGACGAACAGGUAUCUAAUCAACAAACAAAAGCUGAAUACUUUGAAAAGGAACAAAAGCAAUCCUCUACUAUCGAAAUCAACACUAUAAAACUAAAACUUACCCAAAAGAAGAAUGAGAACAAGGAGCAUCGGCAGAAGAUUGAUGAGCUAGAGGAUUCUCUUACCGAAAGAGUCACUGAGCUGAACAAAACUCAAAAUGAUCUUGUACAAAUGAAAGAGAAAUAUCUUCCUCCAGCUGGAACAUAUUCUGAAGAUGAAUUCAACUUAUUAUUUGAUCCAAAUGAAGGUAAUAAAUUAAAGAAGAUCAAAGUUUUGAAGAGUUCUAAGAAAAAAGUUUUAGAGCUUGAGCUGAAUGAUGAUAAAGAUUUUAAGCAGAUAGAAUCCAUAAAAAAGAGGAUUCCUGAUAUUUACCGGUUCAGCAUUUCAUCAAUUCCAAUUGUCAAAUAUAUUAGAGUGAACACCCUGCUCAAUAAAUACUUCCCAGAGAGUGUUGAGGUUUUGCAUUUCAACAAUAACUCUGAACUGAAUCCUUAUCUCGAGAUUUACAUAUCGAAGCUCUGUAAAAUAGGUCCUAGAGUAUCUCAAGAGUUCCUUUUAUAUAAUUUUGAAUUCUCCCCUUCUGAAGCUAGCCAAAACAAUCUAAUCACAAUUUUUGAAAGCUACAAACAUGUCAAGAUAUUAGGAUUCCCUGGUUGCAAGCUUGGCUUAAGCAGAGCUCCUGACUUCGGCGAUUCUCUAAAUGGAAUUGCUGUUGAAUGCCUGGAUCUAAACUGGUGCGGAAGUAAGCAGAUUGGAGAUUUUAAUAAUAUACAUGUGACAGGAUAUAUUUUAACUAUAAUGUGAAGAAGUUUAAGCUGGAGAUUGGGAGAAGGAAAGCCCUGAUCUUGAUUAUCUUGUAGAAGGGCUAGCCAGAGUGGAAGAUUUUGAGAAGAGUUUUCGGAAGAUUAAAGUGGCUGGAUGUGGAUUAGGUGAGGAUAAGGUCAAUGAAAUACUGGAGUUGUAUGGGUUUGAGGAAGUUCAGGUUUGGAGAAGGUGGUAAAACCUCCUUGGCUUAAUUCAACUUAAUGACUAAACAGCUAAGCUUUUAA